AUGGUCGUCGACACAGACGACUAUGUCGGCGUCCCCAACGCUCCCGAGAAAGAAUCUGUGGCCAUCAUCAGCCCCGAAGGCGCCGUCGAACAUGAGGCCGAUCAGCUACAAGAUCUGCCUCUAGCUAACGACUAUGAGGCCAUGAAAGAGAUUGUUCUCCCGCCCUUGCUCGACGAGCCCAAAAUCCUCCAAGACUUUGUACACACAUGGACGGUCGAGAACUGGCGAAGCCUUGGCAAGCGAGAACACGGCCCCGUAUUUGAAGCAGGCGGCUUUCCAUGGCGCAUUCUCCUCUUUCCCCAUGGUAACAACACUGAUCAAUGCUCCAUCUACCUGGAGCACGGGUUCGAGCCUGAUGCCAUUCCCGAGAAUUGGAGCUGCUGCGUGCAAUUUGGCUUGGUCCUUUGGAACCCUAAUGAUCCCAGCCUAUAUGUCAAUCAUGCCGCGCAUCAUCGCUUCACUAAGGAGGAAGGCGAUUGGGGCUUCACCCGCUUCGUGGAGAUUCGGAGAAUGUUCAACGUGCCCUGGGAAGGUGACAGUCGGCCACUGGUCGAGAACGACACUGCUAACAUAACAGCCUAUGUCCGUUUUGUCGAGGACGAGACUGGCGUGCUUUGGCAUAACUUUACCAACUACGACUCCAAGAAAGAAACGGGCUAUGUUGGUCUCAAGAACCAAGGUGCCACCUGCUACCUCAACUCCCUUCUCCAGUCGCUAUACUUUACAAACGCUUUCAGAAAAGCCAUCUACGAAAUUCCCACCGAAAAUGAUGAAAGCAUGCAGAAUUCUGCCUACACUCUGCAGCGCCUUUUUUAUCAACUGCAGACAUCCGAGCAGGCGGUUGGCACGAAUGAAUUAACAAAGUCUUUUGGCUGGGAAACGAGACACAUCUUCGAGCAGCAAGACGUGCAAGAGUUGUCGCGAAAGCUCAUGGAACGCAUGGAGGAGAAGAUGAAGGGCACCAAGGCCGAAAACGUACUGCCUGAGCUUUUCAGUGGUAAGAUUAAGACGUACAUUUCAUGCAUAAAUGUGGACUACGAAUCAAAGCGCAUUGAGGAUUUUUGGGAUAUCCAGCUCAACGUCAGCGGAAACAAGAACCUUUUGGAAAGUUUCCAAGACUAUAUCCAGGUCGAGAAGAUGGACGGAGAAAACCAAUAUUUUGCCGGCGACCAGCACAAGUUGCAGGAUGCCAACAAGGGCGUCAUAUUCACCAGUUUCCCAGACGUCCUACACCUCCAGCUCAAACGAUUCGAGUAUGACAUUCAAAGAGACAUGAUGAUGAAGAUUAAUGACCGCUACGAAUUUCCCGACACUUUCGACGCUUCCCCCUAUCUCAUGGACGAGGCCGACCGAUCCGAGCCCUGGAUUUACCAACUACAUGGUGUCCUUGUACACAGCGGCGACUUGAACGCCGGUCACUAUUAUGCGUUUAUCAAGCCAUCAAAAGACGGCUGGUUCUACAAGUACGAUGAUGACAAAGUCACCAAGGCCACUUCCAGAGAGGUCUUGGAAGAGAAUUUUGGUGGAGAAUACCGAACUCCUCACGGCUACCCCAGAGCGCCUCUUCAAAAGAAGGCCCCGAUAAUGCGCCAGAACAGUGCUUACAUGUUGGUAUAUAUCCGCCAAUCUCGGCUUGACAAAGUCCUCUGUCCCGUCACCAAGGAGGACACUCCAAAACUUCUCCGGGAGCGCUUUGAAGAGGAAAAUGCCUUGAGGGAAGCUCGUCGACGCGAACAAAAGGAGGCACAUCUGUAUAUGAUGGCCAAGGUGAUUACAAAUGACACAUUCGCAAACUACGGAGGCACCGACCUUUGUGUCUUUGAUGCUAAUCCUGAGCUCGAUCCUGCUGCACCCAAACUGUACCGCAUUCGUCGAGCUAUGCCAAUGCAAGAGUUUGUCGCUCAGGUUGCCUCUGACAUGGGUCAGGAUCCAUCUCGCGUCAGGCUGUGGCUGAUGGUUAAUCGUCAAAACAAAACAAUUCGGCCAGAUCAACCAAUUAUGGACCUACGGCCAACCGUUGAAGAGAUAUUUUCCCGCUCGGCUGCACACCGAGACACGAGUUUGCGAGUUUGGGCCGAGGUCGCCAGCGAGGUCAAUGAAAACGGCGAGCCUGUCUGGGCAUCAUAUCAAAGCCAGCCAAAUGGCGCUCAAGUAAAGAGCGAUACCAUCCUAUUGCUGUUGAAGCACUUCGAUGUGGAGAAGCAGACUCUGGAAGGCGUGGGCCAUCUGUACAUUAGUAAGGAGAAGAAGGUCGACGAGCUUGUUCCCAUGAUUCUUCAGAAGAUGGGUUGGGGCGACAAGCUUUCCUCUGACGAGAAGCUUUUGAUGUGGGAGGAAAUCAAACCGACAAUGAUUGAACCUCUGAAGGGAAAGCAGACUCUCAAGGCCGCUGAACUUCAAGAUGGUGAUAUUAUUUGCUUCCAACACACUUCCGACAAGAAGACUGAGAAUGGCCGUGUAGCGGACAAGGCAUCUCAGGAAGCUAACAAGUCAUUCGAUCGCGUCGAGGAUGCUCGUGAAUAUUACGACUUCCUCGAACAUAAGCGAACUGUAAAAUUCCACGCUCAUCCUACCAGAUCUGACCCAGCACAAUAUCCACCAUUUGAGCUUGUUCUCAACUCAAAGAUCACCUACGAUGUUUUAGCUGAACGCGUCGGCGCUCUCCUUCAAGCUCCUUCAACACAUAUCCGGUUAUGGACGGUCAACGCAAGCACCAAUAACCCCAAGACUCCAGUAAGACGAGGCACAAAUCCGACUUUAAAGCAGAUUUUGCAACCUAUGGGGUCAAACACUUUGAACUCGACUCACAGAAAUGAUGCCUUUUACUUUGAGGUGCUGGAGAUGAGUUUGGCUGAGCUCGAUACCAAGAAGAACAUCAAAGUCACAUGGCUGAGCGAAGGCAUCACCAAGGAGGAUCAACUUGACCUGCUGGUAUCAAAAACCGGAACUAUGGAGGACUUGAUACAAGCGCUAGUCAAGAAGGCCAAGAUUCCCGACGAGGCGGAAGGCGGGAGGAUAAGGGUUUACGAAACAAGUUCUAACAGAUUUUACCGUGAGCCAGCUCGCGACCAGUCUGUGUUGAACCUCAACGAAUACACACAGAUCUUUGCCGAGCGAAUCCCGGAGGAAGAGCUGGCUGCUGAUGACAACAACUUCAUUCACGUGUUCCACUUCCAAAACGAAGUCAACAGAGUGCACGGUGUUCCCUUCAAGUUCCUUCUCUUGGAGGGCGAGAAGUUUGUUGACACCAAGAAGAGACUUGAGAAGAGGACAGGUAUCAAGGGCAAGAGCUUCGAGAAGAUCAAGUUUGCUAUUGCGAGGAGGGCAAACUAUUCAAAACCACAAUAUCUUAAUGAUGACGACGAAUUAUGGAACAUAGCCUCAUCUGAAGAUGACUAUCUUGGUUUCGACCAUCCGGAUAGAUCAAGAUCCUUGAGAAACGGCGUUGGGGACCUUUUCCUUCGUUAG
Molecule: messenger RNA, 3468 nt
Organism: Trichoderma harzianum CBS 226.95
Lineage: Eukaryota; Fungi; Ascomycota; Sordariomycetes; Hypocreales; Hypocreaceae
Exons: 10
Coding region: 1-3468 (1155 amino acids)
Biological process (GO): protein deubiquitination; regulation of protein stability
Cellular component (GO): nucleus; cytosol
Molecular function (GO): cysteine-type deubiquitinase activity; cysteine-type endopeptidase activity; protein binding
Source: RefSeq, a predicted model, not a curated record